This is a messenger RNA of Pyricularia grisea, 1065 nucleotides long. RefSeq lists its product as uncharacterized. NCBI's taxonomy places the organism in Eukaryota, Fungi, Ascomycota, Sordariomycetes, Magnaporthales, Pyriculariaceae. The record is from RefSeq and is a predicted model, not a curated record. The transcript has a single exon. The coding region runs from base 1 to 1065 and encodes 354 amino acids.
AUGUCCCUCGGGCGGUGCUUUGCCGGUCAUUCCAUAGAACACCGGCUUGACCUGGCCCAAAAGUAUGGUUACGAGGGCAUCGAGAUGUUUUUCGAAGACCUAGCCCACCUGGCAGAACAGAUCCGCCAACAACCAAACCCAUCAUCCCCCUCGACGCCACACACGGUCCAGACCAGCCAGCUCGCCGCAGCCACCCACAUACACAACCUCUGCCGCGCCCGCAACCUCGCCAUAAUCUCCCUGCAGCCGUUUCUAAACUACGACGGCCUCGUCGACCGGGACCUUCACGCCCGCCGCCUCACCGAGCUGCAGCACUGGAUCUCGCUCGCCCACGCCCUGGGGACCGACCUGAUCCAGAUCCCGUCCAGCAUGCUCCCGUCGUCCCAGACCACGCCGGACCUUGACGUCAUCGUCUCGGACCUCCGCGAGGCCGCAGACCUCGGCCUGGCCGCCUCUCCGCCCAUCCGCUUCGCCUACGAGAGCAUCGCCUGGUCGUCCACGUCGGACGUGUGGGAGAAGUCGUUCGACGCGGUCCGCCGCGCCGACAGACCCAACCUGGGCGUCUGCCUCGACACCUUUCACAUCGCAGCCCGCCUGUACGCCGACCCGACGCGCGCCGACGGCACCGUUCCCGGCUGCGAGGUGGCGUUUGAGGAGUCGGUGGCGCGGUUGGCAAAGACCAUCAAGGAGGAGGCGCAUCGGGUGUAUUUCGUGCAGGUCGUCGACGGUGAGCGUCUUGCAAAGCCGCUGCAGCCCGGUCAUGAGUUUUAUGCCGAGGACCAGCCUUCCCUCAUGAGUUGGAGUCGGAAUUGUAGGUUGUUUUAUGGCGAGGAGGCGCGCGGUGCCUAUUUACCUGUGAAGCAAAUCGCAAACGCCAUCUUCAAGGCUGGAGGUUGGGAGGGAUGGGUUUCGUUGGAGUUGUUCCAUAGGAGAAUGGCGGAGGAGGGUAGGGAUGUGUCUGAGGAGUUGGCUGCCAGGGGUACUGCUUCAUGGCAGAGGUUGGUCGGUGAUUUGCAGAUGAGGGUUGAGCGAGUUCCUGGUGGGAUGGCUACAGCGUCUUUGUAG